Messenger RNA from Podarcis muralis (Common wall lizard), 3379 nucleotides. The record is from RefSeq and is a predicted model, not a curated record. NCBI's taxonomy places the organism in Eukaryota, Metazoa, Chordata, Lepidosauria, Squamata, Lacertidae.
CCCUUUGAGUUUCAAAUGCAAAGAUUGAAAGCUGCCUUAACCCAGCAGCACUCUCAGGUCACAAAUGGAGAUACUGCAAAGGGACAAACAAGUGGAUUGGUUAGAACUCAGUCGGAGGAAGCACGGCCACAGUCGCUGCAGCAGCCUGCUACAUCUACUACUGAAACACCGGCUUCUCCAGCACAGCUUGCACCGCAAACGCCAAAUACAGGGGGUCGACGACGAAGGGCAGCAAAUGAAGAUCCUGAUGAGAAAAGGCGGAAAUUCCUAGAGCGGAAUAGGGCGGCAGCAUCAAGGUGUAGACAAAAAAGAAAAGUUUGGGUGCAGUCUUUGGAGAAGAAAGCUGAAGACUUGAGCUCGUUAAAUGGUCAAUUACAGAGUGAAGUCACCCUGCUGAGAAAUGAAGUGGCGCAGCUGAAACAGCUUCUUCUAGCUCAUAAAGAUUGCCCUGUAACAGCCAUGCAGAAGAAGUCUGGCUAUCAUACUACAGAUAAAGAUGAUAGUUCUGAAGACAUUUCCGUGCCAAGUAGUCCUCACACAGAAGCUAUUCAGCAUAGUUCGGUCAGCACUUCCAAUGGUGUAAGCUCAACCUCCAAGGCAGAAGCAGUGGCUACAUCGGUUCUCACCCAGAUGGCAGACCAGAGUACAGAGCCAGUGCUUUCGCAGAUUGUAAUGGCUCCUCCAUCUCAGUCGCAGCCUUCAGGAAGUUGAUUAAAAACUUGCGUUGUUUUUAGAUACUCCUUAGCAACUUCAAAGGGAAACCAAGGAAAGCAGCCUUCAUUUAGGAGAAAUCUGUAGCUUAAAAAUGAUUCAUCUGUAAAAUUCAAACUUGAAUUUGGCUUUGAAAGUUGGCGAACAGGAAUGGCACAGCGGGUUGUAGUCUCUUAACAGACACCAAGUUCAUUUUCCUUUCCUAAUUAGGAUUGCUAGUUCUUUUCAGUGCUCGUCAUGUAAAGUGUCGGUACAGUUUAAAUGUACUUACUACUUUAAUUUGGUGGUAUUCCAAGCAGUCACGUAAAAUGCUCACCCCAAAAAACUGUGAUAGUAAUCUUGUAAUAUUUUAUACCAAAGUUCUGCAUAGAAUCCUAUUGACUUCGUAAACUCUACAAGAUCAUUAAAGCACUAGGCAAGAGAAAAAGACAGGAACAGGAAAUUUGCUUUUAGUCUUUUUUGCCUUUAUAUUGUUUUGCACAUUAUGAGAGGGGGGAAACCUUUGGGAGAAUAUGUUUGAUUAUAUUGUGUAGCAUUUUCUUUGGCUUUUUAACUGUUUGGGUAUUUUUAAAUAAUUUUGUUUAACAGGGCCAGUACAGUAUAUGGAAUACAGUACUUUUUAUGCACAUAUGUAAUCUUGAUCAGGGUCAUUACUAGCUAGAUUUUCUUUUUUAAAAUAGAUGUCAGCUUAGCUAGCACUUCCAUUUUAUAAAAUCAGAAGCUUUGCUUCUGCUGCAAAAACAAAAACCUGCAGCUAAUACCCUCUUACUAAACAGCCAAGAACAACGGAAAGAUUCUGAACAGGGUUGUGAAAGAUGGAAUACUUUUUCAAAGCUCACUUGAUAUUUUGUGGUUUCUUGAGUCUUAAAGAGGAGCUUAUUCAUACUGCAAGAUAGUAUGGGUGCCAGGAAAGCUUGAAAUUCCCUCAUCAAACUACUCAAGACCUUCUUUUUUUGUUUUUGUUAUUGUAUUGUAUUUGCAAGGUAACUUGUACUUUAUUCUUGUGUAAGCACUGUCAUCUUUUAGUAGCAAAAUUUUGAUACUUUUCUUGUGGGGAGAAAAAAAAUCAAUAUUUACCGUACCGUGGAAACAAUGUAAUUAUAGUGUGACGUGUGUAUGUGUGUAUGAAUGAGAGAGCGAGAGAAUGGUUCAGUAGUUACGCCGGCAAUCUGUGCUUGAAUGUUUAAAGAUGCCUUCAGUGUGAUGCUGGCUUGGUAGGUGAUUGCAGUUUUUGAAAUGUUAUUUACCGUGUGAAUUUGGAUAACUAACAUUCCAUGAUGUAGUUUGUUUCUGAUAAGAUGAUUGUAGGUACACUUUUUCUCAUUAUCCAAUCAUCUGCAGGAUAUUGAGUUUUUUAAUGUGCCAUUAUCUAUUUUAAUUCUGUACUCAUGUUAAAAAUAUAUAAUAUUUUACGAUUAAGUUGUAAAAGUGCAAAAAGAAAAAAAUUAAGGUAUGUGCUUUCAUACCGGAGAAACUUUGCAUAACAGCAGAGAAAAACUACACAGUAGCAGCAUCUGGCAGUAAAAAAAGAAUUCCAUUAUGUAUAUAACAAACAUUUAAUGCAUUUAUUGUGGGUUUGUGUAACUCAUAUGUUCUACGCUCUGUUUUAACCUAGGGUGCCAUCAAACUAUGAAACAUUCAGUUUUAAAUCAUUGGAUUUUAAUAGGUGGUAAUGGCAGAGAGCAACUCUUAAUUUGUAUGAUUUACAACCAAACUAGAAUGGAAGCUGAACGAAGUCCUAAAAUUAUGUAUAUAUCAUUUCAGUGCUUUAAGUCUGAAAAUAAGAAUUUAAAUAUUUUGUGUAUUAAAAAUGUAAGGAAACAAGUUUUUUUUGCAUAGUUUGCAAAAAGUGCUCCAGACACCUUCAUUUUAUCAGUUUUUAAAGGGUUAAUUUCAGAAACAAGCUUUAAUUUUCUUUUAUUUUUAACCCACAAGUAUAGUGACGAAGUCUCCAGCACAAACUGUGAAUUCUAUUUAAAAAUUCCUCUCUGGAGGAUUCAGCUCUAGUCACACUGGGAUGGAGAUGUGAAUUCAGUUGAAAGCAAUGCAGUGCAGGUAUAUGGCGUCUACGUUUGUAUGUGUGCCUGAUGCAUACUCAUGGUUUGCAAUUCCACAAGUUCAUAUACACGUAGAAGCCUGCUUCCACACAUACUCCUCCUCCUAUGGAUCGGGGUGGAGAGUGUUUGGAUUGGAUGAACAAAGUGGUUAUGUUUCCUCCACUAAAUCUAGGCAUAAUCUGCUAGGCACUGCUCUGCUACCCACCUUCAUUUCUGCUCCUAAGCAGCCCACUGAAAUGAAUGGUGUUCAUGCAUUAGCAGUGCCUGACGUUGUAUAAUACAGUCCUAUUUUUAAACCUUAUUUAAUACAAAGUUUUUUGUUGGUUUUUUUUUUAAGUAAUAAAGCUGUUGCUGUUGUAAAGUAAAUCUAAAUAUGUGCAAGGAGAGAUGUAAAUGAUUUUAAUGAAGGGAUUAGUUAAAAUCCUAUGUUCAGCAAACAAGAGAACAGUUGUAUAACCAUAGAUUCCGUUUUAAAAUGUAUGUCACACUACUUCUGUACUUCGCAUUCGAGAUCCUUGCAUUUGACAUGUUUCACAAACUGUACUGUUUUUCUUCAAUGUGCAGUUUGCAUGAGUAAGUCAUCAGAGAAUAAAAUCUAUCUUUAAAUUGUA